UUUACAUUCACGCAUAGCUGGUACUGCGGACCGCUGCUAUAUCUCGUACAACCAUUCUGGAAGUAUGGACGAAGAAAUUUUUGCCGACUAUGUCCGAAAAGAAAUCUUUCCCAACAUGAUAAUCGAAAAGAAUGUUAUUUUUGUCGAUGGGCAUUUUUCUCAUCUGAACAACCUGCGGUUUCUAAUGGAUUGCACCGAGAACUGUAAGGACAUCAAGGUGAUCUGCUUGCCAGCUGGCCAAACUAGCCACUUACAACCCCUUGACGUUAGCGGAUUUGGGCCUGUUAAAAAGCGAUGGCGCAACUAUUUGCGGUCUGUGUCCAUGCAAGUUUCCACGAAGGUAGAUAAGCAGUGCUUCGCGCUUCACCUCGUGGAGAUCCUUCCUCUGUUCAACUUAGAAAAGAAUAUUAUUUCGGGCUUUCGGCGUGCGGGUAUUUUUCCUUUUGAACCGAGUGAAGUUUGCAAAUUGCUGAACACAAAGGAAGUAGCACCAGCUGUCACAGUUGUCCCUUCUGCCGACGAAAUGUUCAAAAAACAAUUUGAUAAUAUCGAAAAAAACUUGAAAGAGAUCUACUCGUUAUCUCGGGCAGAUGUGCAGUGGUAUAUGAAAUCGAUGCGAGAGAGGGCGGCUGGAUACAUUCCAACGGAAAGCGCGGCAGAAACAGCAUUAAAUGUCGGAAACGCUUUGCUUGCAUCUCGACCGCCCAAAGUGCGCCUUCCCAAAGAUGCCCGCCUUUCCACUGCGGGAGGACGCGUGCUCACCGAGUCUUCUUUUAUGGAUGCAUUGCGUGACCGCGAGAAGGAACGGGUGCAGAAGAGAAGAAUGAAGAAAUCAAAUAAUUCUUGAGAAUCAGUGGCCGAAAGCAUCAGUCGGGGUUAUCUCAUUUUUUUUGCCAAAUUUUGGAAGUUUUCGGUUCGAGUUCGUGAAAGCGCUUAUUAACGAUUAAUGAAUACUUGCCUUGUAAAUUUAUUUCCUGUACAGGUUAGUUUUUAUGAAGUUUAGGUUUUUGAUUUUUUUAGAGAUCUAUAUGCAGAGAUUUAUGUGUGGUUUCUGUAGAGAUUUAUGAAUGUAGCAGUCAUCAGUGAUCCCGGAACUCAUAAAUUCAUAUCGUU
Paramacrobiotus metropolitanus is the source of this 1113-nucleotide messenger RNA. RefSeq lists its product as uncharacterized. NCBI's taxonomy places the organism in Eukaryota, Metazoa, Tardigrada, Eutardigrada, Parachela, Macrobiotidae. Gene Ontology annotation, molecular function: nucleic acid binding. The coding region runs from base 65 to 847 and encodes 260 amino acids. The transcript is spliced from 3 exons. The record is from RefSeq and is a predicted model, not a curated record.